Molecule: messenger RNA, 1572 nt
Organism: Diceros bicornis minor
Lineage: Eukaryota; Metazoa; Chordata; Mammalia; Perissodactyla; Rhinocerotidae
Gene: MANBAL
Product: mannosidase beta like
Exons: 3
Coding region: 449-706 (85 amino acids)
Cellular component (GO): membrane
Source: RefSeq, a predicted model, not a curated record
GCAGUACGGCCCGGCUGUCCCCGGCGGCGCUGCUCGGCGUGAAUAACUUCCCGGGGCGUUCUCAGGAAGUUCCUUGCAGAGGGCAGUUGGAGUCCCAGGGAGGCGGAAGGCCUCGCCUGCAGCCGGCCAGCGCUUCAGUCCAGAGCCCGGGCCCGAGCCCACUCCUCCUCUCGGCCGUGACCCGGCCUUGCCUCCCUCGGUGGAGCAUUAGGAGGAGCCAGAGCUCCGGAGCCGGUCUGGCCGGGGUUCCAGUCCUGGGUGUGCGGCGUAUUGCUGUGUAACCCCGGGCAAUCUCUGUUUGCCACUCUGGUUCUCAGUUUCCUGCUCUGUAAAACGGGCGCAUAGGCUUGAUCUGAGGAUGAAAUGAGGUGGUGAAUGCAAAGCGCGAAAAGGUGGCUCUGGAGAGUGGUGAGUCAGAGGAGACCACAGGCAGCAGGCAGCUGGGGCCAUGGCCUCCGACCUGGACUUCUCCCCUCCCGAGGUGCCCGAGCCCACCUUCUUGGAGAACCUGCUGCGGUAUGGACUCUUCCUAGGGGCCAUCUUCCAGCUCAUCUGUGUGCUGGCCAUCAUCGUACCCAUUCCCAAGUCCCACGAGGCGGAGGCAGCAGCAUCUGAGUCCAGGAGCGCGGAGACGACGAGGAAGCCCAAGGCUACUGCUCCUUCCACCAACAAGAGGCUCAAGAAGGAGGCCAAGAAGAAGCGGUAGAGGAGGCAGCCUGCAGAGCCGCGCGGGCGGGGCGAGGGCCUGGGGACAGCCCUCUGGGGGCGCAGUGUCCCCUUCCCUCGCUCCCGCCCAGGCUCAGGGUCUGGCUGGGAUGCCCUCUGGCCACAGAGGUCUGGACAAUCAUGACAGCCCCCCGCCCCAUCUGGGCAGACCACCACUUCCUCUUCCUUCUGUUUCCGUGACGGUUUAGGGCCAAGGGGAUGGAAACACCCUGUGAGCAGAGACUGUCUUGGAAGUCUGUCUGUUCAGAAGUCGGGUCAGCUCACAGAGUUACGUUUUCUUACUUAAUCACUGUGUCCAGCCUUUAGUCACCCACCUUGUGGGUUUACACUACAUUUUAGCGUCAUCAUCUGAUACUGACAAGCACUGCCGUCUCCCAUUAUCUGUGCACCGCACAUCUGCUCAUCAGUCACCUUUGUCUCUGCUUGUACACGUGGAGCCAGGCCAAGCCUCCCCGUUUGUUUAGGUCGAGACGCAUGACCACUGCAAUGUUAGUGGUCCCACUAGUGGGACAGCCAGGUCUGAAAGAUGCCUGGUGUGAGACCCGGCAGAAGACCCAGGUAAUGCCUGGUUCUCCUCCGGCAGAUGGAAGGGAUUUGGCAGAAUGAGGGCAUGUUUUUGGGCCCAAACUUUCUGAGCCUCUGAAAUGGGGGCUUGUCAAUCUCAGACCAACCUCUUUUCAACCCAUCACAGCACAUUCAAGAUGUGCCUUUUGGCUUCCACCUGUACACCCUCCCUGCACGCACACGUGCGUGCGCACACACACGCCCCCAGUUUUUUCAGCCCCUGGCCAGUGAGGAAAAAUUAUUUGGGGAAGUAAACAUCAAUAAACUGCCCUGCUUGCUGAA